UCACAACAACGAUACACCGAUUAUGUGUGGUCUACUGUUUGGGCUGUCAUUGUUCAACAACGCACUUGUACCAUUGCCAGCUUUCCCACAACUACUCUAUGCGAAGCUGCUAGGAAAAGGCCCCGGUGAGGAAAUGGAGGAAAUUCGAGAGCUUGACAAGGACUUCGCAGAUCAAAUGUCGAAACUACUUUCGACAGAGGAAGAGUUAUUGAGUGAGCUGGAGCUAGAGCUAGAACUACGCAAUGGAGACAGAGUCGAGGUCACCAAAGCAAAUGUACACCUGUAUGUGAAGAAGAAGGUACGAGAUUACCUUGCUCCAUUGCAAUUUGACCGUUUCCAACAAGGGUUCGACAAAGUUUGUGACACCAAAGUCUUGGGUAUCUUUAGACCUGUCGAGCUAGAAGCCCUCGUCACUGGCGAGAAAUAUUUCGAUUGGGUCGCCCUCGAGAAGUCUACACGGUACAAAGAUCCCUACACAGACUCACAUUCAACCAUCAAGAUGUUUUGGGAAGUCUUUCACGCUCUAGACGAUGACCAGAAAAGGAAGUUUCUAGUAUUUGUGGCGGGGUCUGAUCGCGUACCGGUCGGUGGAUUGCAGAACCUAGGUCUCACCAUCGCAGAACUCCAGAUCCCCAGGGACGAUGCCGUCGACGACCACGACGACGAGGAGGCUAGCGAAGACAGGUUGUCGAGAUUGUGUCCAGUGGCCCACUGCUGCGAUAACAACGAGUAUAACCGCACACUGGAUCUUCCUAUGUACACGAGUAAAGAGCUCGUCAAGGAUCGCUUGAUGGCCACUUUGUCGUUCUCCAACUGCCCAUUUCAUAUUGCCUAACACGACGAAUACAGAAGGAGGGAGAGAUCAACUGCUUGGGCGAAACCCCUUAACCCAUUCCCUACUGGAAACUGGUAGUUCCUGUUAAGCCAUUUGAAAUUUGGGAGUUCAGCAGUUGACGGGUUAAGGAUCCUUCAUGAUGACGCGGUAAUCCGCUGUUUUUUGGUUCUUUUAAAAACAUGACUUUUGUAUUGGUCCGUAGUUGAAAGUAUAAUGACAUAUGAUUCUGUAGUGUGGUAUAAUAGUGCCAGAAAUAAAGACCAAGGAAAAGUAAAAACCAUUGUCAAACAAGCAGCCUAAAUAAUGAAUAGACCAAUGGAAUUUGAUGAGGUUUGUAGAGACAGAGCAGUAUGUGUACGGCUGUCAAGGUGUCAAGGGAUUUAAGUUACCCCUGAAUGAAAAUUAUGUCAGGUUAAGAAGUGGUAAAAGGUGGCAGUUGAAGAAAUCCCGCUCUUCGAGGUACAUGAAAUCUUGUGUUCCGUACUCUAUCCGUUUGUUGAAUGAAAUGUAAAAUGUAUAUUCUUUUCUAUUUUAUUGUAGGAAAUGAUCACACAUCUAUUUGUAUUCAUGAUAGGACAAUUAUAUUUACUUUCUUAUAAUAGCCAUCUUCAAGUUUCCCAAAUGAAAUGAAAAGGCUGUUUUCUAUUUAUACUCAUAAUGUCAUAAUAUAUUCCUUGUUUAUUCAUAAUUAUUUCAUACUGACUUGAAUAUGUAUUCAUAUUGCAUACAUACUGCACUGAGUGCACUCAUAUUUAGGUUUCAUUUAAAGGGACAAUAAUUGUUGUGGAUCUAUCAGAAUAGGGUAUUGCAUUCCCAUAGAAGAUAUGAACAUUAUUUGUAAUUUUCUAGGAUAUAAUAUACAUGGUUAUUUUCCCACCAUAUAGACAAUAAUCAUAAUAAAUCUUUUUGAUUGUUA
Messenger RNA from Strongylocentrotus purpuratus (purple sea urchin), 1751 nucleotides. RefSeq names its product probable E3 ubiquitin-protein ligase HERC4. The coding region runs from base 23 to 835 and encodes 270 amino acids. Gene Ontology annotation, molecular function: ubiquitin protein ligase activity. Gene Ontology annotation, biological process: protein polyubiquitination. The transcript is spliced from 5 exons. NCBI's taxonomy places the organism in Eukaryota, Metazoa, Echinodermata, Echinoidea, Camarodonta, Strongylocentrotidae. The record is from RefSeq and is a predicted model, not a curated record.